This is a messenger RNA of Puntigrus tetrazona (Sumatra barb), 3929 nucleotides long. It is a transcript of the gene mov10l1, whose product is annotated as Mov10 like RISC complex RNA helicase 1. NCBI's taxonomy places the organism in Eukaryota, Metazoa, Chordata, Actinopteri, Cypriniformes, Cyprinidae. Gene Ontology annotation, molecular function: helicase activity. The record is from RefSeq and is a predicted model, not a curated record.
UCGUUGUCGUUAUCAAGCGUCUCCUCGCCGCACGUGCUGACGUUAUCCGUCUGUCCGGCAGGGAAGCGUUUCACCUGUCGCGCUGAAAGCCGGUGUCCCGGGUGUUUUAUCGCGGUGUGUGUCGCGGACAGCAGCGAUGGUGAGCGUCGUGCAGGGCUGGAUGUCGCGGCUGCUGUCGCCGCUGUGGCGCCGGGCUCAGGAGCUCGAGGAGCGGCCAGAAAACCCGCGCUUUGACGGUGGGGCUCCGAUCCGGCAGGUGCGGACCGGGAUCGUCACGCAUCUGUGUGUGGAUUAUGGCCUGAUCGAUCACGCUGUGUACUUCACGUCAGGAGAGGUGCUAGGAGGAGAGCUGCUGUGUGUGGGGGACCCUGUGCAGGCCCUGGCGGUGCAGGACGGGGCCCACGGACAGUGGAGGGCCCUCAGGGUGGAGCGGGUCAAGGAGGCGUGGGAGAGCGCCGGCCCCGAGCACACGGACACACUCCGGCCUCUGAUUGGGACGGUGACGUCAUGUGACCGAGACGGAGGAUACAUCAAUCAGACCACGUACUUCCCGCGGGCGGCUCUCUGUGAAGGGUUCGAGCCGGUGAAGGGCGACUGGGUUCUGGCGCAGUAUUUGGUGUGUCCCUCAGACUGGAGCAGUCGGGCUCGAGCCGUUUCUCCUCUGAGAUACCGCCGCAUGGACGGGGUGAGCGUGAGCGUCCUUCACGGACGCAGCGGUGUGGUGGACGACAGCGUCUUCUUCAGUCUGGACUCUCUGAUCGUGCCGCCGGGCUUCAGACCCGCUCGAGGAGACGUGGUGAACGUGGUGGUGGUGGAGAGCAGUCAGUCUCUGUACAGCUGGAGAGCUCUGUGCAUGACGCCCGUCCAGCACAGUGUGGACUCCUCGGAGCUGGAUGUGCCGGACGAUGAGCUGCAGAGGAUGCUGGAGGAUAAGGGAGGCCUGCAGGUCAGCCGGGAGACUCGCUUCGGCUCUCUAUUGCUGGGAAACCAGAAGGAGCUGCAGAUCUGGGUCCAAAACAGCGGCUCGGAGCGCCGGCGGCUGACCGGCUGGGAGUUUGCCGGAUGGGACUCUGCUCAGCAGUUCAGCCUCAGAUCCGUGUCUGUGAAGAACAGCAGACCUGAAGGAGACCCGGCGGAGCCCGGCGAGGAGGAGGAGGAGGAGGAAGAGCAGAAGAUCAGCCUGGAGAUCUGUCCCGGGGAGAGAGCGUCUGUGAGCGUCUGCUGUCAGGCCCGGACUCUGGGCCGCUCGGCCGAGCUGCUGCUCCUUCACUUCUCCUCCUUCACCAUCGCGAGGCGUCUGGAGGUGUCUGUGAGCAGCGCCGAGGAGUCUCUGCUCAAUCCCAGCAUGCCGUUCUCCGGUCUAGCAGCUCCUCCGCCGCCGCAGAAGCCCCUGCAGGUGCUCACGGUCUCGGCCCCGCCGGCCCCCAUCAGACUUGCACGGCGGCAUCUUCCAAACUUCUUGGGGAACUACGGUGUUCCUCAGGCUCUCAGAGACUGCGUUGAAGCUCAGAAGGAUGUGUUGAUCGCUCAGCCGGCUCUGGCAGAGCCCUUGAGCCGCUCGUCCAUGCUGCCUCGUUUCUCGGCUCUUCUGUGGCUGGAGGAGCUGCAGGCCGAGAGAGAGAUCCGGGAGUUCAGUCUCACCGGCGCCAUCCUCAGGAAGGGAGCGGUGUAUCUUCACCUGGAGGUGCCGGGCCUCGCCGAGGGCCGCCCGAGCCUCUUCAUCGGGGAUAAAGUCCUCCUGAAGAAGCCCUGUAGUGGAGGAACUGUUAUCGAGUACAUCUCCUACGUCACUGAGAUCAGCGACGAGGACGUGAGUCUACGAGUGAACACUGAUUUCCAGAGCAGCUACCUCGGAGAACCUCUGGACGUGGAGUUCACCUUCAACAGACUGACCAUGAGGAGGUGUCACUGCGCUCUGGAGCAGGUCAAACACUUCGGAGACAACAUUUUGUUUCCCAGCAUGCUCUUGCUGCAGCCGCCUCAGUGGAGCGGAGCGUGGACGGACGAGGACCGGUCUCCUCGAGAGGAGGAUGAGAAGAGCCAGAAAACAGACGUUUCGUCAGCGCUGACCGCAGAGAUGGUGUCUGUGGCCACACAAACUAAACCAGAUCUGACCGUGACAGCGGAGCGUGUCCAACCGGGCCAGUUCUUCAACGCUGAUCUGAAUCCGGCUCAGAGAGAGGCUGUCCGGCGGAUCCUGAGCGGAGAGUGCCGUCCCACGCCGUACGCUCUGUUCGGACCUCCCGGCACCGGAAAAACCAUCACCCUCAUCGAGGCCGUCCUUCAGGUUCAUCACCGUAUCCCCUGCAGUCGUGUGCUGGUGUGUACUCCCUCAAACAGUGCUGCGGAUCUCGUCUGCAUGCGUCUGCAUCAGAGCGGCUUCCUGCACAGCGCCAGUCUGGCUCGCGUCAACGCCACCUGCAGGCCGGAGGAGUCUCUGCCGGAGGAGCUGCGUCCGUACGCCAGGGCUGGAGAAGAUAUUCGACACGCUAGCUUCCAUCGCAUCGUCGUCUCCACCUGUUCCAGCGCUGGGAUGUUCUACCAGAUCGGUCUGCGUGUCGGUCACUUCACGCACGUCUUUGUGGACGAGGCCGGUCAGGCCACUGAGCCCGAGUCUCUCAUCCCUCUGGGUUUACUCUCGGAGAGCAGCGGACAGGUGGUGCUGGCCGGAGAUCCCAAGCAGCUGGGGCCGGUGGUGAAGUCCAGGCUGGCCGCUGUGUUUGGGCUCGGAGUGUCUCUGCUGGAGAGACUGAUGGGAACGGAGCUCUACAGCUGCAGCGACGGACGAUACAACCCCCUGCUGGUGACGAAGCUGGUGUAUAACUACCGCUCUCACGAGGCUCUGCUGGAGCUGCCGUCUCGUCUGUUUUACGCCGGAGAGCUGUGUGUUCGUUCUCAGAGGGCCGUCGUGGACUCGCUCUGCCACUGGAGCAAGCUUCCUACCAAGGGCUUCCCCUUCGUGUUUCACGGCGUGCGGGGGACUGAGAUGAGAGAGGGCAGUAAUCCGUCGUGGUUCAAUCCCGCUGAAGCGGUGCAGGUCAUGAUGUACUGCUGUCAGCUCACUAAGAGACUCUAUAAGCCCAUCUCAGCGGACCACAUCGGCGUCAUCGCUCCCUACAGGAAACAGGUGGAGAAGAUCCGUGUGCUGCUGCACAGAGUGGGUCUGGGAGAGGUCAAGGUGGGGUCAGUCGAGGAGUUCCAGGGCCAGGAGUUCCUCGUCAUCAUCAUAUCUACGGUCCGAUCCAACGAGUCCUUGCUGAACGAAGAACCGCAAAGCAUGCUGGGAUUCCUCUCCAACCCCAAGCGUUUCAACGUUGCCAUCACUCGAGCCAAAGCGCUGCUCAUCGUGAUCGGGAACCCUCACGUUUUAAUCAAGGAGCCGUGUUUCAGCGCUCUGCUGCAGUACUCAUACAAGAACCGAGCGUUCAUGGGCUGUGAUCCUCCACUCGAGCUGCACGCUUCACGGAGGAGUCUCUCAGAAGAAGCGUAGUUCUUUGGAUCAUGGCAGUGUCAAGACGAUUGUUCUGCGUUAAAUAAUGUUUCUGACACUUUUUGCUUAUUAAUGUUUAAAGAGCCGGACGAUGGAUAUCUUCCCAGGAUUCCCUGCUCUCGGACUGAGAGAGCCGGUGUUUAUUUCUCUUGUGUUCAUUGAAGAUUAAAAAAUAAUUUCAACAAGCAUUCUUAUGUUUGAUCUUGAGAAGCUGAUUAAGAGGAUCAUGUUUGUGUUUGUCUGCAGCUAAAAGCUCUUCAUCUAGCGUGAAGAUGUUAAUGUACUGUAAAGAGAUAAAGUUCAACAUUUUUGUUACACAAAAUGAAACCUGUCAGCUGAUACCAGCUCGGCUGCUUUCAACAUCAACUCUAAAUAGUUGCAUUUACUCUUUGCUUUUGGACAAAGAACAAACUUGGGUGAUUAAAAUCAUGAAUUACUU